Molecule: messenger RNA, 1144 nt
Organism: Tupaia belangeri chinensis (Chinese tree shrew)
Lineage: Eukaryota; Metazoa; Chordata; Mammalia; Scandentia; Tupaiidae
Gene: SOCS1
Product: suppressor of cytokine signaling 1
Exons: 1
Coding region: 352-999 (215 amino acids)
Biological process (GO): phosphatidylinositol phosphate biosynthetic process; intracellular signal transduction
Cellular component (GO): phosphatidylinositol 3-kinase complex
Molecular function (GO): 1-phosphatidylinositol-3-kinase regulator activity
Source: RefSeq, a predicted model, not a curated record
CGGGGACGGCUGGAGUCCGGGCAGGCUUCUCUCCCGCACCUCUCUCCACGCCCCCCUUUCAAUGCUGCCCGGAGGCUCCACUCCACCUUCACCGAGGCUGUGCCCGCCGAGAAGGGCUCUACGGGCGGCAAAGCCCGUUUGCUAGAUGAGCGCACUGAACCUCAAGGGGGCUCACGGACUUGGUGCUCCGCCCUCGUCCCUUAGGGUCGGAGAGCCUGGAGCAUCACCCUUCCCAAGUUGCCUCGCGGCCCCUCACCUGCCCAGCCGAGUCAAGCUCACUGCCUCUGUCUCCCCCCGUCAGCGCACCCCCGGACGCUAUGGCCCACCCCUCCGGCUGGCCCCUCGUGUAGGAUGGUAGCACACAACCAGGUGGCAGCCGACAAUGCAAUCUCCACGGCAGCAGAGCCCCGACGGCGCCCGGAGUCUUCCUCCUCCUCCUCCUCCUCUAACUCCUCUGCGCCCGCGGCCCCGGCGCGCCUUCGGCCCUGCCCGGCGGCCCCGGCCCCGGCCCCCGGUGACACGCACUUCCGCACGUUCCGCUCGCACGCCGACUACCGGCGCAUCACGCGCACCAGCGCGCUCCUCGAUGCCUGCGGCUUCUACUGGGGACCUCUGAGCGUGCACGGGGCGCACGAGCGGUUGCGUGCCGAGCCCGUGGGCACCUUCCUGGUGCGCGACAGCCGCCAGAGGAACUGCUUCUUCGCCCUCAGUGUGAAGAUGGCCUCGGGCCCCACGAGCAUCCGCGUGCACUUCCAGGCCGGCCGCUUCCACCUGGACGGCAGCCGCGAGAGCUUCGACUGCCUCUUCGAGCUGCUGGAGCACUACGUGGCGGCGCCACGCCGCAUGCUGGGCGCCCCGCUGCGCCAGCGCCGAGUGCGGCCGCUGCAGGAGCUGUGCCGCCAGCGCAUCGUGGCCACCGUGGGCCGCGAGAACCUGACGCGCAUCCCUCUCAACCCCGUCCUCCGCGAUUACCUGAGCUCCUUCCCCUUCCAGAUCUGACCGGCCCGUCGUGCACGCAGCAUUAACUGGGUCGCCUUAUUAUUGCCUAUUAUUAAUUAUUAUUAUUUGCCUGGAACUAUAUGGGUACCCUCCCCACUUGGGUUGGAGGGAGCGGGUGUGGGGGCCGCUCUCGGCUGGGGGAGGG